GCUUCUUGUAUAAGAAGCAGGAUCAUUUUGAGCCAAAGUUCAAAAUAAUGCCUUUUCCUCGAAAGAGUCAAUUCCAAAGCAUUUAGAUGAUCCAACCACUAAAUUUGACUCGAAGCCAAACCCAUCAUCAGUGGCUGUUCCUGCAAAACAGACAUGAUCAGAGAUUCAAUUUCAUCAACGUUAGCUCCACAACCUUCCUGGUUCACUGCCAAAAGUCCAAGCACAUGAAGGGAGAGACCAAGAUUCAUGGGGUUACUAGCCAUAUUCUGUAUAAUCAACUUGCUAAAUUAUGUGGAUCGCGGUGCUAUAGCGAGCAACGGUGUUAAUGGGAAGCGCAGUGAGUGUACUAAGAGCGGUACUUGCUCUUCUGGCAGUGGAAUCCAGGGUGAUUUUGAUUUGAACAAUUUUCAGGAUGGUGUCAUAUCAUCUGCUUUCAUGGUUGGGCUUCUUUUGGCAUCUCCAAUAUUUGCUUCCUUAGCCAAGAGUGUUAAUCCAUUUAGACUUAUUGGAGUUGGACUGACAGUCUGGACCUUUGCUACUGCUGGUUGCGGCCUGUCAAUUAAUUUCUGGUCCAUUACCAUCUGCAGAAUGAUGGUGGGUGUUGGUGAGGCAUCUUUUAUAAGCCUUGCUGCUCCAUUCAUUGAUGACAAUGCCCCAGUUGAUCAGAAAACAGCAUGGCUGGGAAUAUUUUACAUGUGUAUACCAACUGGGAUUGCUGUUGGUUAUGUAUAUGGUGGAUUGGUUGGAAGUCUUCUUAAUUGGCGUUGGGCGUUCGGGAUAGAGGCAUUGCUGAUGCUUCCUUUUGCAAUUUUAGGUUUUGUGAUGAAACCAUUGCAAUUGAAAGGGUUCUCGCACACCGGAUCAAAAAGACCAUCGACUUCUGUGCAGACUUCUUGCACAGAAGCAGUUACUUCACCUUGUCAAGAUGGUUCAUCCCAAACAAGGAAUGAUUCCAUGGAUGGUUCAAAAAGUGCACCCGGAAUUUUGAACCAAUUUACAAGAUUUUGGAUGGAUAUGAAGGUGCUUUUGCUUGACAAGGUCUACGUCGUGAAUAUCCUAGGAUACAUAGCAUAUAAUUUUGUAAUAGGUGCAUACUCGUAUUGGGGACCAAAGGCUGGUUAUUACAUAUACCACAUGAACAAUGCAGAUCUGAUGUUUGGAGGUGUUACUAUCAUAUGUGGAAUAUUUGGAACCUUAGCAGGAGGUUUUAUUCUGGAUCGAAUGACUAACACGAUAUCCAAUGCCUUUAAGGUAGAUUCCUAGCAUUCCAAAGGUUUU
Solanum tuberosum (potato) is the source of this 1278-nucleotide messenger RNA. Its product is annotated as probable sphingolipid transporter spinster homolog 2. Gene Ontology annotation, biological process: transmembrane transport. The transcript is spliced from 13 exons. NCBI's taxonomy places the organism in Eukaryota, Viridiplantae, Streptophyta, Magnoliopsida, Solanales, Solanaceae. Gene Ontology annotation, molecular function: transmembrane transporter activity. Bases 247 to 1263 code for a protein of 338 amino acids. The record is from RefSeq and is a predicted model, not a curated record. Gene Ontology annotation, cellular component: membrane.